CAUGCUUUUUUUUUUCAACAGUUUUACAAUUUUCAUAUCAUUCUUUUUGUGUUUUUUUUUUAACAGCUAUAUGAGUUUAAGACCCUAUUUAUAAUCAAGUUGGGCAAUCCACAUUGGGCUGUAUCCAUCAAUUUGGGAGUGGAGAAAAUCUAAUGGCGGAGGAAGAACUGAGUAGCAACACAUUAGAGUUUACCCCAACAUGGGUUGUUGCUGUUGUCUGCUUUGUCAUUGUUCUCAUCUCUUUAUGUGCUGAGCGUUCACUUCAUAAACUGGGAAAGUUCUUGCUUCGUGAGAAACAAGAUGCACUCUUUGAAGCCCUGCAGAAAUUAAAAGAAGAACUGAUGCUUCUCGGCUUCAUUUCGCUUCUCUUAACUGUCUUUCAAAAUCUAAUAAGCAAAAUAUGCAUCCCAUCUCAUGUUGCCGAUGACAUGCUUCCUUGCAAGAGGCAUACCUCUGAAAACAAUCAUCAUGGACGUCGGCUUUUGUCUGAAGGCGGUUCAGGGCAUUGUAAAACGGGAAAGGUUCAAAUGUUAUCGUUGGAAGCAUUACAUCACCUACACAUCUUCAUCUUUGUAUUAGCUGUAGUUCAUGUGGUGUUUUGUGUUACAACAAUGGUUUUGGGAGGAGCCAAGAUACGUCACUGGAAGCAGUGGGAGGACUCCAUCAGGAAAGAAACUAGGGCAUCUCAAAAUCUUCGAAAAGAUGUUGAGAAAAUGCAUUCUCAGCAUCACCGUGAGUUCCUACAACAUGCAACUGCAAAAUGGAGAAGAGUAGCUAUAGUGAGCUGGACUUUAUCAUUUUUCAAACAAUUUUAUGGCUCAGUGUCAAAAUCUGACUACAUUGCACUACGCCAAGGAUUCAUCAAGGAGCACUGUCCUAGAUAUCCUACCUUCGAUUUCCACAAGUACAUGUUGAGGACUCUUGAAAUUGAUUUCAGGAAAAUUGUUGGCAUUAGCUGGUACCUAUGGCUUUUUGUUGUGAUCUUUCUGCUACUGAAUAUGAAUGGAUGGCACUCAUACUUUUGGUUAUCAUUUUUGCCAUUGAUUCUUCUGCUUCUUGUCGGCGCCAAGUUAGAGCACAUAAUCACCCGCUUAGCUCAGGAAGUUGUGGAGAAGAAGGAAGAGGAUCAGGAAUCCCAGCAAAAAACAGGAAGAGAGAAAACAAGUGAGAAUGAAACUUUAAGAGUCAAGCCUUCAGAUGAACACUUCUGGUUUCGCAAACCCGGCAUUGUUCUGAUCUUAAUCCAUUUCAUUCUGUUUCAAAACUCAUUUGAGAUGGCUUUCUUAUUCUGGAUUUGGUGUACUUAUGGUUUUGACUCCUGCAUUAUGGAAAAAGUGGGCUAUAUCAUCCCUCGACUUUUCAUUGGUGUCAUUGUUCAAGUGCUCUGCAGUUACAGCACCUUGCCAUUGUACACAAUUGUUACUCAGAUGGGUAGCAUGUUUAAGGAAGGCAUGUUCCGUCAGCAAUCAACCAUAAUAGAUUGGUUUAAAGAUGUUCAGAGCAAAACUGAUAACAACGGGGCUGAUUCCAGCAAAAGAGAGAUACAAAAAAUGGAUACAGAAUUAUCCGAGAUCGUUCAAAUUACAGAACCAGAACCGGCCGGAAUGGUUCAAAUUGCAGAACAGUCAUCAGUUGUUGAUGAAGGAGGAACCUCAACAUAUAUGACUGAUCUCAGUCAUAAAACCAAACCGCCUUUUUCGUCAUCCUAAUUUUUUUCUUAAAGAUUAUGGCAUUUUAUUCAUUUCAAGUGAGGAAUUGGUGGCAAUUUAGUGAAUGUAAGACCAGCUGCUUCAAUCUGGUAGUUUUCACACAUUCUCGAGUUUUUAUAUAAGAAUAAAAACACAUUAUACUA
Humulus lupulus (European hop) is the source of this 1852-nucleotide messenger RNA. RefSeq names its product MLO-like protein 13. The coding region runs from base 153 to 1709 and encodes 518 amino acids. Gene Ontology annotation, cellular component: membrane. The transcript is spliced from 14 exons. Lineage: Eukaryota; Viridiplantae; Streptophyta; Magnoliopsida; Rosales; Cannabaceae. Gene Ontology annotation, biological process: defense response. The record is from RefSeq and is a predicted model, not a curated record.